AUGGCGUAUAAUCCCUAUGGAGGAAACCCGUAUGGGCCCCCUCCGACCUAUGGCGGCUUCCCGGGCUCAAACGCCGCUCCUGGCAUGGCUCCCCCACCUGGUCUAGGCCCUCCGCCAGGCAUGUCUUCCGCUCCGGGAAUGGCACCACCUCCCGGUGUCCAGCAGUCCAACAACGCACAUGCUAACCGACAAAGCGGCCUGCCGCCUAACUUCCAAGCUCCUGCAAACCUCCCCAACAUCAACUUCAGUGCCCCCGUCAUCCGACUCGGAACCAUAGGCGCUAAGCCAGGUGGACCCGAUGCGGGGAGGAAAGAAAAUAAUACCCCGACGGGUGGUAGGCCAGGCUUGGGCAUGGACCGCGGAUACGACCAGUCGCGGGCUGCCGCCAGAGAGCACAUGCAGUCAUUGGUGCCGCCUACGAACGAAGAAAAGCUGCGCACAUUGUUCAUCCAUAAGAUCCCCGAGGGGGUCAGAGGCGACGAGGGGAUCGAGAGAAUUCUCAAUGCCGUAGGCAAGCUCCGGAGAUGGGACACUGCAGCCUCGGUCCUCUCUGAUGGCAAGGGUGCCAAGUUUGGUUUCGCUCAAUACGAGGAUGCCGACUCUUUCGCGACCGCUUCCGAACUACUUCCAAACCUCGAGGUUCCCCUCAAGCGACAGGGUCCGACGGAGGCUCCUCCAGCCGGCGACUCAUUCGAUGGCGUGGACAUGGUCAAGCUUCAGGUUACGGUCGACCCGAAUUCUCUCAAAUACCUCGAUUCGUACAAGGAGAGCAGAGGCGACGAUGGCGCUGCCGAGUCAAGAAUAAAGGCUGCCAAGGAAGCAUUGAGAAACGUUGUGCGCGACCUUGCGUUCCCACAGUCUGCCGCGACUACUGACGGAGAAGGCGAUGUGUCCAUGGGUAAUUCUGGAGACAACGUUGAGGUGGUCAAUAUCCCUCUGGCUCAAGACGAUGAGCUCGCCGACAUCCCUGCCGAGAUGAGGGAGGUUGUUGCCGCUGAGAUCGCGGCUUUCAGAGACCGCAGCAACAAACGAGACAUGGAACGGUUGAAGCGUGAAGAGGAGAUGGAGGAGAUGGAGCGGAAGCGCAAUGGCCCGUCUCGGCCCUCACGACACGAUUCCCCGCCGCCGUCCAACUCCAACAACAUUCCUGUCGGCCCCCGUGGCAUGCACAAUGCGCCAUCCGGGCCCAGAGGGCAAAACGGCAACCGCACCACGUCUUUUGUAAAUGGAGGCAUCUCCAACGCUGAUCUUUCAAUCAACCGUGAAGAUGAGGAGACAGACGCCGAUGAUGAAGAGCUCUACCAACGGGAGCUUUCGAAGCAAAAGUCCGAGGAGGACAAGAUGUAUCUCGAGGCGGAGCGAAAAUGGGUCAACAGGGAGCGUUCUCGGGCGGCGGCCUUGGAACGUGAGAAAGAGCGUGAGCUUCAGGAAGAAGAAAGCCUAGAGAGACGGGUUCAGGAGCAGUUGGAGAGAGAGAGAGCCUGGGACGACGAACGAGAAGCAUCGAGGAAGAGCCACUUGUACUACCGCGACCACCCGGCCUGGGUUAAGAAGCGACAAAUCGAACGGGCCGACGAACAGGCCAGAGACGAAGCCGACCGAAGAGCCGAGGAAGACGAACGACGCCGAGAGGCUGCGGACAUGGAGAGGGCGCGCGGCAUGGCCGACUCCUUUCUGGACCAGCAGGCACAGGAAAUGGAGCAACGGCAACAGGCGGCGACCUCCGCACCGGCACCGUUCAAGCUGUCACUUGGAGCUGCUGCUCAACGUGCUCAAGCGCAGCGUGUGGCACCUCAACGACGAACUGUCGCCGAGGUGGAGGGUCUCCUAGAUGACGAGGAGCAGGACAGCACAACUAGGAGGCAGCUCAUUCCCAUCCAGUUUGAGCCUACGACUGCUGCAGACAAGAUGACCGAGGAGGAGAUCAGCAAGGCUGUCCGUGCCCUUGCGCAAGAGAUCCCCUCCGAAAAGGAUGGUCUGUGGAACUGGAGCGUGCAAUGGGACUACCUGGACGAAACCAUUAUACGCGACAAGCUCCGGCCAUUUGUGGAAAAGAAGAUUGUUGAGUACCUCGGAGUACAAGAAGAAAUGUUGGUCGAGGUGGUCGAAGAGCACCUUCGGAAGCACGGCAAGCCGUCGGAGCUGGUCGAAGAACUUGCUGCGGCCCUGGACGAUGAGGCGGAGGAUAUGGUUAAGAAGCUGUGGCGCAUGGUCAUCUUCUUUACUGAGAGUGAGAAGAGAGGGUAUCCGGCGUAG
This is a messenger RNA of Colletotrichum graminicola M1.001, 2256 nucleotides long. RefSeq lists its product as uncharacterized. The coding region runs from base 1 to 2256 and encodes 751 amino acids. The transcript has 4 exons. Gene Ontology annotation, molecular function: mRNA binding. NCBI's taxonomy places the organism in Eukaryota, Fungi, Ascomycota, Sordariomycetes, Glomerellales, Glomerellaceae. Gene Ontology annotation, biological process: mRNA processing. The record is from RefSeq and is a predicted model, not a curated record. Gene Ontology annotation, cellular component: spliceosomal complex.